Molecule: messenger RNA, 567 nt
Organism: Linum tenue
Lineage: Eukaryota; Viridiplantae; Streptophyta; Magnoliopsida; Malpighiales; Linaceae
Source: the annotation of a GenBank genome assembly
AUGGCCGCCAAAGCGUCCCUCCUCUUACUACUCCUCUCCCUCUCCCUCGCCAUUUCGCUCGCCAAACCCGACGGCCGCCGAUUCUCCCGAACUCUGCGCCCGCAGAAACUGGGGAAGGAGAAAUUGAGCCACUUCCGGAUCUACUUCCACGACAUCGUCAGCGGCCGCAACCCCACCGCCGUCCGCGUGGCCCAGGCCGCCACCACCAACGUCUCCCGCACGGCGUUCGGGAUGGUGACGAUGAUGGACAACCCGCUGACCGUGGGCCCCCGAUUGAGCUCCAAGCUCGUGGGCCGAGCCCAGGGGAUCUACGCCUCCGCGUCCCAGACCGAGCUCAGCUUCCUCAUGGUGCUCAACUUCGCAUUUACGGAAGGCAAGUACAACGGCAGCAACCUCAGCGUGUUGGGACGGAACAACGUCUUCUCCGGCGUCAGGGAGAUGCCAGUCGUCGGCGGCAGCGGGCUGUUCCGGUUCGCCCGCGGUUAUGCUCGGGCGACGACUCAUGAAGUUAAUUUCAAUACUGGCGAUGCGGUGGUGAAGUACAAUGUCUACGUCUUCCAUUACUAG